AUGCGCUCUUCCAUCGACGCCGCCGACGAGGCGCUGGCGCGUAUGGGCUACCAGAGCGAAUUGCCUCGAAAUCUGAGCAUGCUCAGUAUCCUCGGUCUAUCCUUUGCCAUCAUGGCUGCGCCUUAUGGCCUCAGCACCACCUUAUACAUUACCCUCGACGAUGGCCUAUCCGUGACCAUCAUCUGGGGCUGGGUCUUCGUCACCCUCAUUUCCCUCGCCAUUGCCGCUUCCCUCGCCGAGAUCUGCGCCGUUUAUCCCACCGCUGGCGGUGUAUACUACUGGAGCGCAAUGCUGUCGACUCGCCGCUGGGCACCGCUGAUGUCGUUCAUCGACGGGUGGCUCACUCUGGUGGGCAAUUGGACCGUCACUCUAAGUAUCAUCUUCGGAGGAGGCCAAUUGAUCCUCAGUGCCAUCAAUCUGUGGGACGAGGACUUCGUCGCCACGCCAUGGCAAACUGUGCUCAUGUUCUGGGCCGUCUUGCUCGUUUGCGUCCUCAUCAACAUCUUUUGUUCGCGCUACCUCGACCUCAUCAACAAGGUCUGCAUCUUCUGGACAGCAGCUAGCGUCGUGGUCAUUCUCAUCGUCUUGUUGACCAUGGCGGAUGAUGGCCUUAACUCGGGCGAGUUCGUCUUCGCUCACUAUGACUCCUCCGAAAGUGGAUGGCCUGCUGGUUGGGCUUUCUUCGUUGGCUUGCUGCAGGCGGCAUAUACGCUGACGGGAUACGGCAUGGUCGCUUCCAUGUGUGAGGAGGUUCAGAAUCCGCACCGCGAGGUGCCCAAGGCCAUCGUGCUGUCUGUUGCUGCGGCCGGUGUGACCGGUCUGCUAUACCUGAUUCCGGUGCUGUUUGUCUUGCCCAGUGAUGCCGCGGGCUUGAAAAUGCUGCGCAAUGUUGCCAGCGGACAGCCGAUUGGAACGGUGUUCAAGAUUGCCACGGGCUCUGCGGGAGGUGGCUUCGGACUGUUAUUCUUGAUUCUGGGAAUCAUGAUGUUUGCCGGUGUGGGGUCUCUCACGGCCGCGAGUCGUUGCACCUAUGCCUUUGCACGUGAUGGUGCCAUCCCAGGAUUCAAGCUUUGGCGCCGGGUCAACAAGAAGUUGGAUGUGCCUGUUUGGGCUAUUAUCUUGUCGGCUGUCGUGGAUGGUCUCUUGGGACUGAUCUACUUCGGUUCCACGGCUGCGUUCAACUCCUUUACAGGUGUGGCCACGAUUUGUCUGUCCACAUCGUAUGGGUUACCCAUCCUGAUCUCUAUGAUUCGGGGUCGGAAGGAUGUUCGUAACUCGGGAUUUUCCCUGGGUCGCUUUGGUUAUGCGAUCAAUGCGAUCACGAUUGCUUGGAUUGUCUUGGCUGUCGUUAUCUUCUGCAUGCCCUAUACUCUGCCGACCACCUCCACGUCGAUGAACUAUGCGAGCGUUGUAUUUGCUGGAUUCGCUGCUAUUAGUAUCGUGUGGUACUUUGCAUAUGCUCGUAAGCAUUUUACUGGGCCCCCUAUUUCAGAGGAGGAGGGCAAGGGUAUGGGUGUUAUCUCGGGUGCAGCGGUGGAUACGGAAAACGCGAUGGAGAUCUCGGACUUGAAGAAGAUUCCGAGUAGCCAAUAG
This is a messenger RNA of Penicillium verhagenii, 1593 nucleotides long. RefSeq names its product putative GABA permease. The record is from RefSeq and is a predicted model, not a curated record. Lineage: Eukaryota; Fungi; Ascomycota; Eurotiomycetes; Eurotiales; Aspergillaceae. Gene Ontology annotation, molecular function: transmembrane transporter activity. Gene Ontology annotation, biological process: transmembrane transport. The transcript has a single exon. The coding region runs from base 1 to 1593 and encodes 530 amino acids. Gene Ontology annotation, cellular component: membrane.